AGGAGCAUCACUCACGCAUAUUUGAUGGUUGCCUUGUGUUGUUCAACGCCACAGCGAAAAGGACACGAUGUCGUGAAAGAGCUAAGCUUCUGAUCGAACCCUCUUCCAAGUCCCAGAUGAAGCUUCGCACCAUGCGUCUCUUGAUACAGCCCGCACUCGCACUUUUUCUAUGCCUAACCGGCCCAGUAUUUGCUCUGGGCGGAGCCUCUGGCAAAGCUCCCGGGAAAAAUGCCAUUCUUCUCUCUAAGGUCAACACCCUGACUCUCCGGGAUGGCCACAUGACGACCUCUCGCCGCGUGUCCCCGAUCCCACAGCUCCAUUGCACAGGUCCCUCCAAGCGCAUCUGUGACCUCUACACUAUCGAGACUAUGCGCUGCACAAACGCAGGCUACGACUAUGAUGAAGAAGAUGUGCAAUGGACAUGUACAGCGUCGUUGCCUCCGGAGUUCAAACUGGGCUCGACAGACGUCGUCUGCGAGGGCUACCGCAGUGCCGAAGACAAAUGGGUGUUGAAGGGGAGCUGUGGCGUUGAAUAUCGCCUUUUACUCACGGACUUAGGAGAGCAGCGGCUCGGCAAGAUACAUAAGAGUGAAUGGUCACUCCCCUCGAGUAACGGCUGGCGCAAGACAUUCGGGGUCUUGGGAGAUCUCUUAUUCUUCGGAUUUAUGAUCGCUGCCUUUGUGAUGAUCAUAAUACCUAUGCUCCGUAAUUGUCUGGGGCUACAGAGGAACAGAAGGGAAGGAAAUCCUCGACGAGGUUGGGGGGGAUUUUGGGGAGGAGGAGGAGGAGGAGGAGGUGGUGGUGGUAAUUAUCCUCCAGGGCCUCCACCCCCAUACAACGGCUACUCAGACUGUGGAUCUUCAACUCCCCGAGCAUACGAGCAGGGUUGGAGACCAGGGUUCUGGACGGGAGCUUUGGGAGGUGCAAUGGCUGGAUAUCAAAUGGGGAGAAACCGAACCCAGGACUCGAGGCCCGCAAGGAGCUGGACAGCCUCUUCGUCCUCAAGGUCCAGUGAAUCGAGUUCACGGGCUCAAAAUUCGCCUUCGUUUUCUGCUUCUACAACUGGCACAGGAUUCGGCUCAACUAGGCGCAGGUAAUCAUUUAGAGAGCAAGAUCAGUUAGUCCUGCAAUAGACAAUUGAUCAUAAUUGUGGUGUCAUCAUGAUGAUAUAUAAUGAAAACACAAGAACGUAACACUUGCUGCUCUAGAACCAUCCUCACUUAAACAGAAGCCACCAUUAACAAAACGCCUGCCGUCGCUAAAAAAA
Messenger RNA from Penicilliopsis zonata CBS 506.65, 1267 nucleotides. RefSeq lists its product as hypothetical. Gene Ontology annotation, cellular component: endoplasmic reticulum membrane. Gene Ontology annotation, biological process: regulation of store-operated calcium entry. The coding region runs from base 117 to 1097 and encodes 326 amino acids. NCBI's taxonomy places the organism in Eukaryota, Fungi, Ascomycota, Eurotiomycetes, Eurotiales, Aspergillaceae. The record is from RefSeq and is a predicted model, not a curated record. The transcript has 2 exons.